GAGGGGGCGGAGGGAGGGCACUUCAUCAGGAGGCGAUGGCGGCACUGCCGUGACAUCACCCCGCGGCUUAUAUAGUUGGGGAAGGGUCCGGGUUCCCCGUCUGGUGCCUGCAGCCGUCCGCCAGCGCGUGUGCUGGAGGCGCGGAGCGGCGAGAAGCGGCGGGGCUCUGUCUGUGUGUCUGUCUCUCUCUCUCUCCAUCUCUCCCCAGGAUUUAUGGACUUUACUUUCUAGAGGGCGGCGCAGCAAGGAUGAGAGCCCAGCUGGUGUGCGUGGUGCUGCUGGCCUUGGCCUCCUGCACCCUCUGCUCAGAUUCAGAAGAGGAAAUGAAAGCAUUAGAAGCAGAUUUAUUGACCAAUAUGUACACAUCAAAGAUUAACAGAGCAAAACUUCCUUACUGGAAAAUGACCCUGCUAAAUGUCUGCACUCUUGUCAACAACAUGAACAACCAAGUUGGGGAAGCAGUAGAGGUAGAUGAAGAGGACCUUGUUUCAGGAAGACAGUUUCCCGCUGCUCUGGAUGGCUUCAGCUUGGAAGCAAUGCUCACAGUGUAUCAACUCCAAAAAGUUUGCCACAGCAGAGCCUUUCAGCAUUGGGAGUUACUUCAGCAAGAUGUUUUUGAUCUAGCGAACUCAAGCCAAGAGAAGGAAAUAAUGAAAAGAAAAAAUCCUUAUAUUCUGAAACGGCAGCUACAUGUGAACAAAGCUAGACGACCAUACAUACUCAAGAGAAGUUCAUUUUACUGAUGCAGCAGAAGAAAACAAUGUAUAUUUAGUUUAUAGGUAACUGUGCAUUAUGGUUAUCUUAUUUAAAUCUAAAAUCAUACUUGUGUGAAAAUAUACUAUGAAAAAUCAUCAAGAUGAUAACAUAACUGUGUCUUUUUUGCAAUUGCUGUUUCUUGACUGUGAUUUUUUCCUACUUGAGAUUAAUUGGACCAAUACAUUUGCAAAUAAAUCCAGUUUCUAAGCAUGAUGUAUUGUACAAAACUGAGAUUUCAAAAUAUUUCCAACAAUAUUGUAGUCUUUUCCUAGUUUAUAAAGCACACCGACAUACACCAAGUAAAUUGAUAUUGUCCAUAAACCCUACCAAGAUUCCUACAAUUUCUUAAUGCAACACGUCAAACAUAUAUAUGCUUGCAAAUUUUCUGUAUAAUACACUAGUCAGAACUGUCACAAUAUUUUAUAUGUUGGCCAGUUUAAUUUUUUAGGGAUUAGUUCUAAGGAAGGGAGAAAAACUAUCAGCUAACUGUUAAAUGGCAACUUCAAAAUUGAUAUUUUACAUAACCUGAUUGUAGAGUAAUUUUAAGUUCUUGACUCCUAACUUGCCACAAAAGAAUAAUAGCUUCAGAAAAUGAUACAUAAAUGAGACUGUAACAAUGUAUGCUAGUGAGAACAAACCCAGAUGAGUCUUGUGUGUCACCAACUAAAUAAGAAAAACAGUUUAUUAAUUCAGUAAAAGAAUUUGUAGUGUUUACCUAAUCUAUGAGUGCUCAGGGAAAAAAAAAAUAAAGACAAAAAAUAAAAGCUGA
Columba livia (rock pigeon) is the source of this 1525-nucleotide messenger RNA. It is a transcript of the gene NTS, whose product is annotated as neurotensin. The transcript has 4 exons. The record is from RefSeq and is a predicted model, not a curated record. Gene Ontology annotation, molecular function: neuropeptide hormone activity. Bases 249 to 743 code for a protein of 164 amino acids. Gene Ontology annotation, cellular component: extracellular region; axon terminus. Lineage: Eukaryota; Metazoa; Chordata; Aves; Columbiformes; Columbidae.